ACGUGGAAUUCGGAACAAUCCAACAAUGUGGGAUGUGCACGUUACCACGACACGGAUGUGUAUUAUCAAUGCUCCGUAUGUAACGAGGCUAAUUGAGGCUAACGAUAACGAUGCUGUCGCGUGCGUAAGCACGCAUAUAUCCACAUAUAUCAGCGAUCGUACGCUAAAAAAAAGCGGAAAGACAAUUUCAUCAUCAACUUCAUCGUGAACUCUGAGGACGAGCGACUCCAUCCUAGAACCGGCGCUUUUACCCGGCAAUUAAUUCGAUUAUGCUCACCUUCCAUCCGGCAUUUUCCACCGAUUGGCUCCGUUCGCAACGUCGAUGUGGCCUGCGAUUUCAAAAUUUCGUAGACGACAAUAGCUGCCUAGAUUGUGUCGGGAACUCGUCGCAGAAAGGCAAAAGAGUCGCGGCACGAAAUCUUGCGACAAAAAUUAACAACGACGUAACGAACCGUCAGUAAUUUUUUUUCUUUUGACGACAACGCGACAAUGCCUCUCCCAAAUAUUUUGAGAAAAGCAAGCAACUAUAUCCUUGGCGAGUGCGGCCAGGACAAUCGACGUGUCAUUUAUCAAGACGGCGAAGCAUUAUUCUGCAAAAAUAACGUCUGCGUGCAUCCCCCUACAUUAAUGAGACAACACGCCGACGUGGUGCAUCAUCCUGGAUACAUGACUAUAACUUGCAAAUUGAACAAGAAUUCGAAUUUGCCGACCCUGCACCUAAGUUGGAUACCCAACAGCACAUUGCGCAAGCAUCCUACCGCGUUGGAAAAUCUGAGUGCUAGAAAUGCUACCGCGCGUCGAGACGACGAUCCAAUCUGCCCGCGUUCCCGAAUCCCCCCCGAGAAGACACGCGAUACGCUCAACAUUUCGGGCGUGAGGCAGGAGCUCGAGAACGAGAACGAGAACGAGAAUGAAAAUGAAAAUGAAAAUGAAAAUGAUACCGAGAAUGAUAACGGAAAUGGGAAAGUAGACGUGUGCUUGGAGGCAAAGGAGCCUGUCAACUGCGGAGACUGCGAACGUGUUUGUUCCGGUUCCGGCUAUCAUCGUUACGGCCAUGACUUUCUACGUCGUCGAGAUCCAAGCACGACAAUCAAUCGCGAUGACGAAAAUGUCAAAACUAUUGAGACCGAGAAUCCGAAUUCGGCGGAUUCGGUGGAUUCGAGCAACGAAAAGAAUGAGGAUUUAAAAGAACGGGACUUGAAUGAAAUCGAUGCAAGGAGCAUCGAUGAGGAACCUGCACGCUUCUCGUUCCGUGACGAUGUAAGUGUUAAGAGUCGCAGCUUAUCAUUAACAUCAACGUGCAGUUUGUCAAUCUCGAUACCUAUCGAUGCGGAGGAAAUGCCUUCGUGGAUGAGGUCUCCAGAACUUCUAGCGCUACAACACAAUCUUGUUUUUCCCGAGAGCGCGACCGCAUCGCCUGUGACAUUGCGUAGAGCACAUCGAUGCAGAAGAUUCUCGGUGGAUCUCGGUGAGAUGCGAUCCUUGAGGCUAUUUUUCGCCGAUCCUGCUUGCACCUGUGGUCAAUUGGUCGUGGCGAGUAGGGAAAGCCAAUAUAAGAUCUUGCAUUUCCAUCAUGGCGGUUUGGACCGGCUAGCCGCCACUCUACAUCAAUGGCAUCAAUUGCUUUAUCCACGCUUAAAUAUGGAUACGGAAGAGACUCUGCCGUACAGGCAUUUCAUCGUAUGCC
Messenger RNA from Wasmannia auropunctata (little fire ant), 1687 nucleotides. RefSeq names its product TBC1 domain family member 16-like. The transcript has 4 exons. NCBI's taxonomy places the organism in Eukaryota, Metazoa, Arthropoda, Insecta, Hymenoptera, Formicidae. The annotation marks the transcript as partial. The record is from RefSeq and is a predicted model, not a curated record.